AUAAAGAAAAAAAAAAGGAAAAAUCCUCGAGUUCAUCGUGAGAUAAUAUUAGCCAAAAGAAACGAGAGACUUCCUCUCUCUCCCUCAAAACACCAAAAAUCCCUCUCUGUUGAAAAUAAACCAAAAACAAAAUCCUUUUUGGGUUUCUUCUUCUUUUUCUUCGAAGAAAUGGAGUCUCUAGACACGGCUGCUUGUUUCAUGGUGGAUGACCUUUUGGACUUCUGUUCUGAUAUAGGAGAGGAAGAGGAUGGUGAAGAACACCAGAGGAACAGCAAAAAAUCCAGAAGGGCACUUCCUUCCCUUAACCCUAAUGCCCUUCACCCGGCUUCUUUCAACGUUUUGGAACAUAGUUUGUUACCUGAAUUUGCAGAGGAAGAGCUGGAAUGGUUAUCGAACAAAGAUGCGUUCCCAACAGUCGAAACUUGCUUCGGUAGCCUCUCCGGUGAGCCAGGCAGCAUUCCCAAGCACCACAGCCCAGUUUCCGUGCUCGAAAACAGCACUACUAGCAGCACCAGCAACAGUGGCAAUAGCAGUAAUAGUAACAUUAUUAUGAGUUACUGUCGACUUCGCGUGCCUGUUAAGGCUCGUAGCAAGCGCCACCAUAGACACCCUCGAGAAAUCCAAGAGCAAGAGUGUUGGUGGAGUCAGGAAAAUUUCAUAACGAGGAAACCGGCUGUGUCAGUAGCAAAAUUGGGGAGAAAAUGUCAGCAUUGUGGUGUUGAAAAGACUCCACAAUGGCGGGCAGGUCCAGAUGGACCUAAAACAUUGUGUAAUGCUUGUGGGGUGAGAUACAAGUCUGGUAGAUUGGUGCCUGAGUACCGACCUGCAAAUAGUCCAACGUUCUCCAGCAAAUUGCACUCGAAUUCGCAUAGGAAGGUUGUGGAGAUGAGGAGGCAGAAGCAGAUGACGGGGUUACUUGUUGCGAAGCCGAUGGAUAAAGGGUAGGAUAGUGGCAAUUCGAUUUUUAUUUUUUAGAGUUAUUUUACUACUAGCAUGGUUAGGGAGUAGGGGGGGCUUGGUGUGAUGGGAUAGGUGAUUAGUGAUGAUGUUUGUUUUGGAGGAAAUUUACAGGGGAAUUUUGACUUUUAGUUUGUUUGGUUGGUUGGUUGUGUUCUUAGAAAUAGAAAGCAAGGCCGUGCUAUUUGUUUUUUUCGUAUCUUAAUUCUUUGCUGUAUUGCUUGGAUAGGAUAUGAUGAGACUUAGGGUUAGUGCGGUGUGCAAGAGCAAGGUUUUUGGUUAGGUUGUGCUUGCUUUGAACUAACUAAUUUCUUAUGGUUAGUGGCAAUUUUAUGAGCUGUAACACAAUUCAAAUUGGUUGUUUAGAGAGAAUCCUCCUUGAGUUUCCUAAAUACAGACAUGGGUAUUGCAGUGAA
Molecule: messenger RNA, 1373 nt
Organism: Populus trichocarpa (black cottonwood)
Lineage: Eukaryota; Viridiplantae; Streptophyta; Magnoliopsida; Malpighiales; Salicaceae
Product: GATA transcription factor 1
Exons: 2
Coding region: 169-945 (258 amino acids)
Biological process (GO): regulation of DNA-templated transcription
Molecular function (GO): sequence-specific DNA binding; zinc ion binding
Source: RefSeq, a predicted model, not a curated record